CCUCGGCCCUGAAACUUGAAGCAGGGUAGGGGUCCAGCAUGAAGCCCCCGGACCGCCCCACCCCUGGCCGCACUGACCGGAUACUUGGGGUCAUGGGGGGCAUGCUGCGCGCAUGCGCCGUACCCGGGCAGGAGGGGCCCCCGAAGAGAGAUUCCUUAGGGCCUGGGAGUACCAAGACAGAGAGUGAUUGUACCGAGGAGGAUCAAACAGGGGAGCGCGAACCUGAGGUCCGCGCCUGGGCUUUGCAGCCGGAAUCCUAUUCCAUUGCGGGUAGUGAGGGGAGCAGAUCAGCGUCCGCUGCCUCGGGUCUAGCUGCCCCGUCUGGCCCCAGCUCUGGUCUCAGCUCUCAUCCCUGUUCUCCAGUCCCCCCUGGGCCAGUAAGUGGCUUGAGGAAAUGGUUGGAUCAUUCCAAACAUUGUCUCAGUGUGGAAACUGAGGCAGACAGUGGUCAAACGGGACAAUAUGAGAAUUGGAUGCUGGAACCAACGCUAGCCACAGGAGAAGGGUUGCCAGAGCUAACCUUGUUGACUACAUUGUUGGAGGGCCCUGGGGACAAGACACAGGCGCCUGAAGAGGAGGCUUUGUCUCAAGCCCCCCAGAAUGAGGAAGAACGGAAGAGGGCAGCCCUGGAAAGGAGUAUGUUUGUCCUGAGCGAGCUGGUAGAAACAGAAAAAAUGUACGUGGAUGACUUGGGACAGAUUGUAGAGGGUUACAUGGCUACCAUGGCUACUCAGGGCGUCCCGGAGAGUCUCCGAGGUCGUGACAGGAUUGUGUUUGGAAACAUUCAGCAGAUCUAUGAGUGGCACCGAGACUAUUUCCUGCAGGAGCUGCAGCAGUGUUUGAAAGAUCCUGAUUGGCUGGCUCAGCUGUUCAUCAAACAUGAGCGCCGGCUGCAUAUGUAUGUGGUCUACUGUCAGAAUAAGCCCAAGUCAGAACAUGUGGUGUCAGAAUUUGGGGACAGCUACUUUGAGGAGAUCAGGCAGCAGCUGGGACACCGUCUGCAGCUCAACGACCUCCUCAUUAAACCUGUGCAGCGAAUUAUGAAAUACCAGCUGUUGCUCAAGGAUUUUCUGAAGUAUUACAGCAGGGCUGGGAUGGAUACUGAAGAGCUGGAGCACGCCGUGGAGGUCAUGCGCGUCGUGCCCAAGCGCUGUGACGAUAUGAUGUCGCUGGGGAGACUGCGGGGAUUCGAGGGAAAACUGACGGCUCAGGGGAAACUCUUGGGCCAGGACACAUUUUUGGUGACAGAGCCUGAGUCUGGGGGUCUGCUUUCUUCCCGGGGUCGAGAGAGACGUGUCUUCCUGUUUGAGCAAAUCGUCAUCUUCAGUGAGGCACUGGGAGGAGGAGGUCGAGGUGGCACACAGCCUGGCUAUGUGUACAAGAGCAGCAUCAAGGUGAGCUGUCUAGGACUGGAGGGUAACCUCCAAGGCAACCCUUGCCGGUUUGCGCUGACCUCUAGGGGGCCAGAAGGUGGGAUCCAGCGCUAUGUUCUGCAGGCUUCAGACCCUGCAGUCAGUCAGGCCUGGAUCAAGCAAGUGGCCCAGAUCCUGGAAAGCCAGCGUGACUUUCUCAAUGCAUUGCAGUCACCCAUUGAGUACCAGAGACGGGAGAGCCAGACCAACAGCCUGGGGCGGUCAGGAGGGCCUGGGGUAGGGAGCCCUGGGAGGAUACGGCCUGGAGACCUGGCCCAGGUCAGCAUGCACACACCCAUCAAUGGCUCCCUCCCUUCCUUGCUGCUUUUGCCCAAGGGGGAGGUGCCCAGAGCACCCUUACCCCUGGAUAUACAGGCUCUGAGUGACACCCCCCAGACUCCUCGCCACCCUCCAGCCCUUCCAGCUCUGAGCACCCCUCCCAGUCAGGCCAGGCUGGCCAAGCUGGACGAAGAUGAGCUGUAGUGAUGAAGAUGAGCUGUAGGUGACGAAGGCCUCUGGCAUGGUGCUGAUUCGGCCACUGGUCCCUUGAGGAACUGGAGGACAAUCCUGGCGAUGUGCCAGAGACCUUUCUUCCUGCCGUGUGGGGGAUGGGCAAAGCUGGGAGAGCUCAACAUGGAGGGGCCUACCUAGACCUGCAAGGCCUCCGGUCUGCACAAGGAACGCAGGAUGCAGGAUCCAUCAGCUCCGCUCCAUGCAUGCGUCCCACAGACGGAGGACGUGUAGGGCUUGGAGGGAGGGCGCGGGCUGGGACC
Molecule: messenger RNA, 2185 nt
Organism: Arvicola amphibius (Eurasian water vole)
Lineage: Eukaryota; Metazoa; Chordata; Mammalia; Rodentia; Cricetidae
Gene: Arhgef25
Product: Rho guanine nucleotide exchange factor 25
Exons: 16
Coding region: 39-1895 (618 amino acids)
Biological process (GO): axon guidance
Cellular component (GO): plasma membrane; cytoplasm
Molecular function (GO): guanyl-nucleotide exchange factor activity
Source: RefSeq, a predicted model, not a curated record